CGUUUCUGUUUUCUUCCCAGACUCAACCACCUCUUCCCGCCUCUCACCUCCUCGAACCCCUUCGACUCCCUCCAAAGUCCGCCUCUCAGUAAUCAUGCCUGCUGGGCCUCUCGACUUCAGACGGGCGCUCUUCACAUUCGCUCGCGAUGCCGUUGUCGCAGGGCAGUCUGCAGGUCCGGUCUUCGGAGCUGUCGCACAUAACGCAGGGUCCGCCAUCCACAACGCAGCUCUCCACGUCGCUGCUACCGCGCCACUCGCACUCGCCGCUACUGCUCAGAACAUAGGCGCUGUGACCGAGACUACACUCCACGCGGUACGCGAUGCCGUCGCGGCCGCGCUGAGUGCAGCGCCGCUCAUAGCUCAGGAUACGGCAUUCGUGGCGCACUUUGCUGCGCUGCAUGCUAAGGAUGGGUUGGUCGAGGGUGUGAAGCAGGCGUCCGAGAAGAUUCGUGCGUUCUACCGCGAUAAUCCGAAGAUGGUCACCGUCGCGCUCAUAGGCCUCGGUCUUGCGCUCGCGCUGCCGCCAGUGGGCAUCCUUGUCUUGAACGCUCUAGGUUGGCAAGCCGGCGGCGUCGCUGCCGGAUCCGCAGCAACCGUGAUACAGUCCAUACUAUAUGGCGCAAAUACUGCCGGCGUAUUCUCUGUGUUGCAGUCGAUUGGAGCGACGGCUGUCGUUAGCCUGCCUGCUCUUAUCGCCGGACUCGGCAUUGUUGGUACGGCAUUGGGCCUCAAGUUUGCCAACGAACAUCAGGCUGCAGCGCUGCUGGCUUCAAACGGUACAGGUGUGCUUCAGCUGUCUAACGCGGAGACGACUCCCCUUCUACAGAGUGAGGGCGAAAAUACCAAUGAAGAGGUCCGGGAGAAAUAGCUGCACGUUCGUCAGUGUAAUUAGCAUGAGGUAUGAUACUUGGUCGAGCGAAAUGUACAAAAGCUUUCCACAUCAAUGCUUGCUUCGAA
Messenger RNA from Coniophora puteana RWD-64-598 SS2, 957 nucleotides. RefSeq lists its product as uncharacterized. NCBI's taxonomy places the organism in Eukaryota, Fungi, Basidiomycota, Agaricomycetes, Boletales, Coniophoraceae. The record is from RefSeq and is a predicted model, not a curated record. Bases 95 to 868 code for a protein of 257 amino acids. The transcript has 3 exons.